AACAAAUGCAACGCUUCCAAUCGGACUGCUCAGAGGUUCAAUGCAAGAACACUCUUUGUUGUUUACGCUCGCGCUUUUGUAGCCAAAAGGCGGCUCAGCUUUUCCCCACACCCGACUUUGCUUCGCUGUAUUCUUAGCAGCUCCGCAUUGGCCCAGCAUGCCUGACAUCGCCAAGUCAGACAUCUCUCCCAACCUGGACCGUGACAAGAUGUUCAACGAGCUUUGGUGGUUGAACUAUUGCUUCUGCGAAGGGGUGGGCAUCGGUGCUGUGGGCAAUCCCUUCUUCGGUGGAGAAGCAGUCAACAUUUGCUUGCACUCCAAGUGCGAGAUGACUGACAUCGGCGAUCCGUUUUGCUCCAACAUCCGUGUUUGCCUUUGCCUCACGGAUCAAUGCGCUCUCCCUCCGGCACCCGGCUCCCCGAUCUGCGUGUGCUUCAACAAAAAGCUCGCCGGUGAUGAUGGAUGGAGUGGACAGCAACUCUUCGAUUGGAGCACCAACUUCGGCGACACCUUCUGGCUCUACUACAUCUUCUGCAUGGGUCUGGGCUUCUCGGCACCUCAAGCAAACGGCCGGCCUUUCUUCGCGGUGCAAACCAAGGAGCUUUGCAUCAAGGGCGGCACGAAGUUGGCGAUGCCCAUGGAGGGCGGAAAGCUUUGCUCAGCCGUAAGCACUCGCUUGUGCUUCUGGGAUCAAUGUGCCAUGCCCCCAGCCGAAGGUGCUCCCAUGUUCGUGUGCUUCAACUUAUUGAAUCCCAAGUCGGGUGGAAAGCCGCUGGCGUACGGAUCAUGA
Molecule: messenger RNA, 790 nt
Organism: Durusdinium trenchii
Lineage: Eukaryota; Dinophyceae; Suessiales; Symbiodiniaceae
Source: the annotation of a GenBank genome assembly